CAGCACUGCUCGCAACAGCUGAAAACAAGUGGGGAGCUGCCUUGUAGUCUCUCUCGCUCAGUGUAAUUGCGUGCAUUGGAGCUGAAUGCUUCAUAAAACGCCAACUCCAACUACCCCCAAUAGCCCCCCGCACUCGCCCUCGAUUCGUGGUGUUGACAUCGAGUGACCGCCGUUGAAAGAGCAACGUACGGGACUUUAACAAAGGCAACCACUUUAGUCGUUUAGUGACUUUCGCCUGAGACGCAGGAAUCGCUCUCGCUUCAAUUCGAUAUUUGCAACAUAACAAAGCUGCUGCCCAUCCCUCCCACACACAUAACGGAAACUAUGUGGAACCUGGCAGCGAGACAAUAAAGAGUCCGCCUUGUUCAUUGUCUCAAUACAUUCAUAUUCAUUUUUGUAUAUCUGCACCGACUUGGAGAAACCUUACACACGCACGUAGGCUCUGACAACGAGAGAGAGAGCCACCAAAAUGACUGAGAGCAUGGAGCUGGUGAACAAAUAUGGAGAACCGUUGCGUUAUGACCGCAAUUUUCAGGGUCCCCGACAACGUAAUCGCAGCUGCACAGAUGUACCCUGUCUGAUAGUCUUCCUGCUGUUCCUGGCCGGUUGGGGGUUCAUUGCCCACUAUGCCAUACAGCAUGGAGAUCUCAACCAACUGAUGGUGCCAACAGAUAUGUUUAAUCAAAAGUGUGGCAUGGAUUCUGGUGUGCUAAACAAAAAGUAUUUAUUCUUCUUCAACCUGGACAAAUGCAUCGACCCGUUGGUGCCCCUUACAGGCUGCGAUACGCCACAGGUAUGCGUGGAGAGUUGUCCCACACAGAAUUUCGUUUGGGAUAGCAUGAAGAACAUGAACUUUGAUGAACUGAAGAAGCGUCUUAUCUGCAAAACGGAUGCUGAUAAGGCAACGAUUUACUCCAAGGCGGAUAUUGAGCGUGCCAUAUCCGAGAAUCGUUGUGCCCGCUUUUAUAUCCAGAGUCAACCGUUCUUCAACCGUUGCAUGUUUGAGUUCUCCGAUGAUCUGUGUAAAUUUAUACCCAAGAUACUCUAUCGCAAUCGCCGAGACUCCACACUGAUGCUGCAUGGCAACGUAUCUCAAUCCCAAGAGCUGCAGUUGGAGGCAAUGGCAUUGAUGAUGCAAUCCGAGGCACAAGCUCGUGUGGCGCCUCAAGUUAGCACAAAGCAGGAGACAGACGAUGAACAAGUUGGACAGUGUCGACGUCACCAGUUAAACAGUGCAGUGAUUAAGGAGAAAAUGAUGCAGACGGACACACAACUUGCCAAGAUGGUGGGCAACCUAGUGACACGUUUCUUCAAUGGCACACACGAUGCCCAGCGUUUGGGCGAGGAGAUAGUUGAGGAUCUAAUCAACUCGGCAACGGUUGUGCUAUUUGCGCUCUCGUUCACGCUGAUUGCUUCACUCUUCUUCAUUUCCCUGAUGCGUUGGCUGGCUGCGCCCAUACUCUGGUUCUCCAUAUUCGGCGUCCUCACUGGCCUUUUGGUGGCCAUCUACUACACAUUUAAGAGCUACACGUUUUGGAAGAAUACACCAACGGUGCCCUUGCAUGGCUGGAAUGUGGAAGAGCAACUUCAAAAUAUUCUGCGGGAUUCCAAUAACUGGCUCUAUCUAUCCAUAUUUUUGUGUGUCUGCUUUGUGAUCAUAUUCCUGCUGGUAAUUGUGCUGCGCAAACGCAUCAGGAUUGCCAUUGCGUUGACAAAGGAGGGCAGCAAAGCCGUUAGCACCGUCAUCAGCACCGUAUUCUUUCCGAUCUUCUCCUGGGUGCUCUUCAUUGGCGCCAUUGCCUUUGCCAUUGGUGUUGGCCUUUAUCUUGGCUCCAUUGGGAAGCCAUCCUUCCGUAUGGUGCGCCGCCUGACCGCGUCUGGCGAGGUGACCAACGAACCGUGCAUUUGCAAUGGACCAGCGAUUAACUACACCGUGGGCAAUGCUUGUGAUCCACAGAUCUUCCAGCAGUAUUGUCACAUCAAUCAAAGGCUUGAUAAUUGCAUUCAGACCACAUGCAGCUUUGUUGAGAUUCAAAAUCCCACGUUGGUGCGCUGGGCAAUCGUAUAUAAUAUAUUUGGAUUCCUCUGGCUGAGUUUCUUCAUAUCCGCAUUCAGUGAUAUGGUGCUGGCAGCAACCUUUGCCAGAUGGUACUGGACAUUCAAGAAGCGGGACGUUCCCUAUUUUACACUGACUCAUGCCUUUUGUCAAACUGCGCUUUAUCAUCUGGGCACGUUGGCCUUUGGGUCAUUGAUCCUGGCCAUAUGCAGGAUGAUCCGUUUGGUGCUGGAGUACAUUGAUGCCAAAUUGAAGAAGUACGAUAAUACGGUGACACGUGCCAUCCUUUGCUGCAUGCGUUGCUUCUUCUGGUUGUUGGAAACCUUCCUCAGAUUCCUCAAUCGCAAUGCGUACAUUAUGUGCGCCAUUCACGGCAAGAAUUUCUGUUCAAGUGCCAAGGAUGCGUUUAAUCUCUUGAUGCGAAAUUGCCUACGCGUUGUCACACUGGACAAGGUUACCGACUUUUUAUUCUUUCUGUCCAAGCUGCUACUUACCGCUGGAGCAGGCGUGUCCACCUACUAUUUUCUGGUCAACAAUCCGGCUGUUGUACACUUAAACUACAAUGCCGUCCCCACAACUGUGGUGGUUAUUGGUGCCUUUCUUAUAACCAGCGUCUUUUUCGGCGUCUACUCGAUGGCCGUGGACACGCUCUUCCUUUGCUUCCUUGAGGACUGCGAACGCAACGAUGGAACACCCGAAAAACCUUACUUUAUGUCCAAGCAGCUUAUGAAGAUUUUGGGCAAACGGAAUAAAUUUCCACAACGCCAGCGACGUAGCAAAUAAAUAGAAGGCACUAGGAUUAAGACGCACCACCAAAGGCAAUAUGCAAUAUUAACCGAUGUAAAUGACAGUGCAAAAUGUUCAGAAGCGAAGGAAAUGAGGUUGCUUGGCCGACAUAUAUAAGACAUUUCUAGAUAUAGUAAGCAUAUAUUUAUUGUAUGUAAGUUAACCGACAGGUUGUGCGCGAAUAUUGCUCAUGAUAAAUUUGAUUAGAUGGAUUAGGUGGCGACAUUUGAUUUGGAUGCGCUGCAAUUAGUUUGUACAUGUCAUGUAAAUGUAACCAAUCUUAUGUUCCACUUUUGCCAACAUUUAUUCAAACGAACAAUAUCUUUUUCGCAAAUACGAAAUUAUUAAUACAAACAUAGUAUAUAUAUUUACAAAAGAUCACUCAUGAAACAUACGAGUAUUUACAAAUUGAAAUUUUAUGUGGCUCAGCGCGAUCAUUAAAAUGGGUGCUCAAUAAAUUAUGUGAUAGGCACCGAGGCAUAAAUAUGAAUUUAU
Drosophila innubila is the source of this 3337-nucleotide messenger RNA. RefSeq names its product CTL-like protein 2 (gene Ctl2). Gene Ontology annotation, cellular component: membrane. Lineage: Eukaryota; Metazoa; Arthropoda; Insecta; Diptera; Drosophilidae. Gene Ontology annotation, biological process: transmembrane transport. The coding region runs from base 470 to 2839 and encodes 789 amino acids. Gene Ontology annotation, molecular function: transmembrane transporter activity. The record is from RefSeq and is a predicted model, not a curated record. The transcript is spliced from 4 exons.